Molecule: messenger RNA, 1443 nt
Organism: Nymphalis io (European peacock)
Lineage: Eukaryota; Metazoa; Arthropoda; Insecta; Lepidoptera; Nymphalidae
Product: gustatory receptor for sugar taste 64a-like
Exons: 10
Coding region: 124-1407 (427 amino acids)
Biological process (GO): sensory perception of chemical stimulus; detection of chemical stimulus involved in sensory perception of taste
Cellular component (GO): membrane
Molecular function (GO): taste receptor activity
Source: RefSeq, a predicted model, not a curated record
GACAUUUCGAUAUAUGAUAUAAUAAUAGUGAUUUGAAUGAUUUUGGGUUUGAAGGUCUUUUAACCUUAGCAGCAAUUGUCAUUGUUUUACCAUAAUGAGUGAUAGUUUACCGGUUUCAUAAUUAUGCUGUACUUUGUCACGGGUGCUAAAGGAACGAGUCAACUUACUAUUGCAGAUACAAUGAAAGCUCGAGUCAUUUAUAAUGGACAAGGAAAACAUUUUAAAAGUGCGAAGCUUGAACGUGAUAAAUUUCUACCAACCAUGACUACAAUUUUCAUGAUGACUCGUUGGUUUGGAAUUCCGACGUAUGGAGGUAGCAUUUUCCUGUACUGGACUCUGAUCACCUUGACCAUGCUGACUGCUAUAGAAGCUGCAGCUAUUUGGAAACUAGUCCGCUUGCUCACUGGAACAGCGCCAAACAACUCAAGUGGACAAGUAAUGGCGCGACUUUCUGGUUUAAUAUUUUAUGGAAAUGCAUUAUUAUCUUUAAUACUAUCAUGGAGAUUUGUUAAAAAAUGGAAAAUUCUUUCUAUUGAUUGGCUCAGAUCAGAGACGGGUGAAAUUAAUUUCCCUCCUGACACUACUAUAAGAAAACGGGUUAUGAUUGUUAUAACGUUUGUGGCGUUAUUUGCUAUCGCGGAACAUACUUUCAGUAUAAUCUCAGCUACGGGCUUAGAUUGUCCUGCAGAUGAAUUCUUCGAACGUUACAUUUUAUCUUCUCACGGAUUUUUAUUGAAAACAUAUGAAUAUACAUUGUGGCUGGCAAUACCAAUAUUUAUUAUGAGCAAAUCAGCAACUAUCCUUUGGAAUUUUCAAGAUUUGAUUAUCAUUCUGAUAAGCAUGGGAUUAACGUCACGGUACUACAGAAUGAAUUCCUUCGUGAAAUACGUCAUUAGAUACGAGAAACGUGCCGGGAAAGGAAAAAAGUUUGGAAAUGAUUAUUGUUUCCAAGCAAAUACCUGGUGCAGGAUCAGACAAGCAUACGUACAACAGGCAGCGUUAGUUCGAAAGAUUGACGAAGACCUGGGACCUCUGGUGUUUCUCUCCAACCUUAACAACUUGUAUUUCAUCUGUUUGCAGCUGUUUUUGGGCAUCAGACGUAUAGACGGAACAUUGAUCAACAAAGUAUACUACUUCUUCUCCUUGGGUUGGCUUAUCUUACGUGCGUCCAGUGUUGUGCUCUCCGCUGCAGAUAUUAGUUUGCAUUCGAAGCGGGCCUUGCCCUAUUUGCAUUCUUGUCCCAGUUCCGCCUAUAAUAUAGAGAUCAAACGGCUGAAAGAUCAAUUGAAUCAUGACGUUAUAGUCUUAAGCGGAAUGGGAUAUUUCUAUUUGGAUCGACAAAAACUUUUACAGGUCGCAGCUGUCAUAGUAAAAUAUGAAUUAAUUUUACUACAAUAUGAUAAUUAAAAUAUAUGUGAUAACUGAAAUGGUCUCUCUCUAUAU